GUCGAAGGAUGAUGUGCUGCUAGAAGAGAUCCGCUACUUGCGUCAGCUGCUGUGCGACAGCAACGAGGAGAAGCGGAUCCAGGUGGCCAUUGUCCGUGACGAAGUUUCCGAGAAGCAGCGCACCAUUGAUGAACUCAGACAGCAAGCAGCUGUUGCCGAGGCGACGCUCUCGGCGGUGAGGCAGCAGCUGAGUGGAGGC
Messenger RNA from Symbiodinium sp. CCMP2456, 199 nucleotides. NCBI's taxonomy places the organism in Eukaryota, Dinophyceae, Suessiales, Symbiodiniaceae. The record is from the annotation of a GenBank genome assembly.